CUUGUUUGAUCAUGUUAUUAGGUGCAAGUCAGCUCAUGAGAUAUGGAGGACCCUCGAUCGACUGUUCAACAAGAAGGAUGAAGCGCGACUACAGAUCUUGGAGAAUGAAUUGGCUAACACCAUUCAAGGAGCUACUAGCCAAACAGAUGGCUAGUGUGUCUAUCAAAGAAGGGGAAGGAAAUGCUCUUGUAGCUGACAAGAGGAAUUUUAAAGGAAUACAAAAGCGAAGUGGCUCAAGAGAGAUGAUACAUUCUCAAUUCCAUGAGGGGUCAAGCUCGCCAAGACAAAAGGAAGAGUCUUCUAAUAAUGGUAAGAAGAUUAUUAAAUGUUAUCGAUGUGGUGAAGUAGGACACAUAAAAAGAUUUUGCCGAGCCAAGGAAAGCUACAUGGCUCAAACUGAGAGAGCUCCUGAAGAAGAAGAUUGGGGAAGGUGCUUUAUAGCUGAGACUCGAGUAGUAGAUGCCUUGGCUUCUCUCAAUUUCGAAAGAGGCUGGACCAUGGAUUCAGGAUGUGGGCACCAUCUCACUGAAGGUGAAUCUAAAUUUUUCAACUUCCAAGAAAACAAUGGUUGUGAUGUCAUUGUGACAGAAGAUAAUACGGUCCAUCACGUGGAGAAGGAAGACAUUGGUGUCAUCAACAAAAAGCAAGAAGAUUCCAAAGAUGUUCAGACUAGUGACGUGGUAACUGCUAUCGAGGAAAUCAACGAAGCGGAUCCUGAAAUUGGUAAUAAAAGUCUGAACGCGGAGGAUGUUGAAGUGGAUCCUGAGCAUGAAGUUUCUGAGACUAUAUGUGAUAAUGGUGACCAUUCCGAAGAAAGCAUUAAGGGAAUUGUAGUGGAAGUUGAAGUCUCUAGUCAAUCAUCUGUCGUAUCAAAGUCAAUCACUAACUCAGAUCAAAUACUGGAAGCAGAUGGAGAAGCUGACGGUCAAAUAAAUAAAGAGGUUAACCUUGAGGGCUCAAUUUCAUAUGGAGAGACAAAUAAUAUGGUUCUCGGAUGCUCUGAAGCUGACAAACAGAUCAUUGAGGAGCUGAAAAAGGAUUCUGGUGGUGAAUCCUACGGUAGUGCUAACUCUUCGCAGGAAAUUAAUGGUCAGAUCAUCACCGACUCAGGUAUUUCUCCAGAUAACACAAUUGUUAAGCAGCUAAGAGAAAGGGGGAGUCUGAAAACUCAAGAAUGUGAAACUCAACAUGAAGAUGAUUCACGUGCUUCGCAAAGGCCAAAAAGAAAUAUUGUCAAGUCUAGCCAUAACAGAGAUGAAAAUUUUGAAGAAGGAAGAAGUGUCGAAAAAUUAUUGUUGAGAUCUUCACCAAGGCACACCCAAAAGCUUCGUCUAAGUUCUUCCACGACAAGUUCGGGAUAGCUUCCAAAAAAUUACUUUAAGGGGGAGUGUGAAAAAAUAAAGUUAAUUUUUUGGAAGAACAAAAAUAUCAUAGAUAUAAUAUCUUUGAUAUAUAUUGUAUUUAAGAAUUGUCUAGAAAUUCUAGACACUUAGAUAUUUAUAGUUGAGGAUAGAAUUAUCUAGAAUAGUCUAGUGUAGGAUCUUGGAUAAUUAUUCUAAAGAAAAUCUAGAUAUUCUAGAGUAGUGGAGAUAAAGAUGGUUAGAUUUUUCUUAUGGAUUUAUCUAGAAUAAUAUCUAGAAGCAUCCCUAGACAAGUAUAAAUAGGGGUGGCCUUAGUCAUUUGUAACCAAGUCAAGCCAACCCCAAUUGUAAGCUAAUACUAUCAAUAUAAGUCUUUCUUCCAUAACCAAAUUCUCCUUUUUCUAGCUUCCUCUUCUUUAGUUGAAUCUUCCGAUCUUAGUUAGAUCUUGGGCUAGCAGAAGGUUUCCCCGAUUUACUUUUCUUCUGCUAUAUUUCUCUACAAUACUUACACCCAAUUUUAAAUCAAACUAUAUCAAUUUAGCAUGGUUAAGUGAUUUAAUAGGGUGAAAGGUGAGCAUAUACAAGUAACCACUAUCUUGAGUGAUAAUCAGAGGUGAAUCCAAGAUUUCAAGAGGAUGGGUUCACCAUUAGCUAUGUUGCAGCUUAGCGCCUAUUGUUUUUUUUUAAAUUUCUUUUGCCUUUGGGACUUGGGUUAAUUAGAAGUAAA
Lycium barbarum (goji berry) is the source of this 2088-nucleotide messenger RNA. RefSeq lists its product as uncharacterized. Bases 12 to 1361 code for a protein of 449 amino acids. Gene Ontology annotation, molecular function: zinc ion binding; nucleic acid binding. NCBI's taxonomy places the organism in Eukaryota, Viridiplantae, Streptophyta, Magnoliopsida, Solanales, Solanaceae. The record is from RefSeq and is a predicted model, not a curated record. The transcript is spliced from 2 exons.